AUGAUAGUGCUUAUUUUCUUGGCUUUGGGGCUAAGCCUGGAAAAUGAAUACACUUCCCAAACCAAUAAUUGCACAUAUUUAAGAGAGCAAUGCCUACAUGAGGCAAAUGGAUGUAAACAUGCUUGGAGAAUAAUGGAAGAUGCCUGCAAUGAUUCAGAUCCAGGUGACCCCUGCAAGACGAAGAAUUCAUCAUACUGUAACCUGAGUAUCCAGUACUUAGUGGAAAGCAAUUUUCGAUUUAAAGAGUGUCUUUGCACUGAUGACUUCUAUUGUACUGUGAACAAACUGCUUGGAAAAAAAUGUGUCAAUAAAUCAGAUAACAUGAAAGAGGAUAAAUUCAAAUGGAAUCUAACUACACAUUCCGAUCAUGGAUUCAAAGGGAUGUGGUCCUGUUUGGAAGUGGCAGAGGCAUGUGUAGGGGAUGUGGUCUGUAAUGCACAGUUGGCCUCUUACCUUAAAGCUUGCUCAGCAAAUGGAAAUCCGUGUGAUGUGAAACACUGCCAAGCAGCCAUACGGUUCUUCUAUCAAAAUAUACCUUUUAACAUUGCCCAGAUGUUGGCUUUUUGUGACUGUUCUCAAUCUGAUAUACCUUGUCAGCAGUCCAAAGAAGCUCUUCACAGCAAGCCAUGUGCACUGAACAUGGUUCCACCCCCUACUUGCCUCAAUGUAAUUCGCAGCUGCCAAAAUGAUGAAUUAUGCAGGAGGCAUUAUAGAACAUUUCAGUCAAAAUGCUGGCAGCGUGUGACUAGAAAGUGCCAUGAAGAUGAGAAUUGCAUUAGCUCCUUAAGCAAAUGGGACCUCACUUGUUCAGGAAGUGAUGACUGCAAAGCUGCUUACAUAGAUAUCCUUGGGACAGUCCUUCAAGUGCAAUGUAACUGUAGGACCAUUACACAAAGUGAGGAAUCUUUGUGCAAGAUUUUCCAGCACAUGCUUCAUAGAAAAUCAUGUUUCAAUUAUCCAACCCUGUCUAAUGUCAAAGGCAUGACAUUGUAUACAAGAAAACAUACAAACAAAAUCACUUUAACUGGAUUUCAGUCCCCCUUCAAUGGAGAGGUAAUCUAUGCUGCCAUGUGCAUGACAGUCACCUGUGGAAUCCUUCUCUUGGUUAUGGUCAAGCUUAGAACUUCCAGAUUAUCAAGUAAAGCAAGAGAUCUUUCACCGAGCCAAGUACCCGGAGAACUCUGA
This is a messenger RNA of Piliocolobus tephrosceles (Ugandan red Colobus), 1185 nucleotides long. RefSeq names its product GDNF family receptor alpha like (gene GFRAL). Gene Ontology annotation, biological process: nervous system development. The transcript is spliced from 9 exons. The coding region runs from base 1 to 1185 and encodes 394 amino acids. The record is from RefSeq and is a predicted model, not a curated record. Gene Ontology annotation, molecular function: signaling receptor activity. Gene Ontology annotation, cellular component: external side of plasma membrane; signaling receptor complex. NCBI's taxonomy places the organism in Eukaryota, Metazoa, Chordata, Mammalia, Primates, Cercopithecidae.